Molecule: messenger RNA, 1784 nt
Organism: Zerene cesonia (dogface butterfly)
Lineage: Eukaryota; Metazoa; Arthropoda; Insecta; Lepidoptera; Pieridae
Product: tether containing UBX domain for GLUT4
Exons: 8
Coding region: 130-1665 (511 amino acids)
Molecular function (GO): protein binding
Source: RefSeq, a predicted model, not a curated record
UACAAUUUCAAACAGGAAUGAUAAGCAUUUUACACAUUUAUUUUAUUUGACUUUUAUUGAAUACUGUGUUAAUUUUGCUGGUUGGGCAGAUUUUUAAUAAAAUAUAUUAAGAAAAUAAAAUAGAUAAUAAUGUCAAAAGAUAUCAUUAUACUUAUUCCUAAUGGUAGGCGAAUAAAAAUACAUUGUACGCCGGAUACGAGCUUUUUACAGGUCUUAGAAGAUGUAUGUGAGAAACAGGGAUAUGAGGCCAGUGAAUAUAACUUAAAACACCAUAAUAACAUAGUUGACUUGACUAGUACUAUAAGAUUCUGCAACAUCCCAAAUAAAGCAACACUGGAGAUGGUUGAAGCUGACAAAAAGAGAGUUGAAGCUAAUGUUACAGUGGGUCUUUUAUUAGAUGAUGGUGAAAGGAGAACAGCUGAAUUUGCUCCUAAUACCAAUUUAUUUGAUCUGGUAAUGUCUCUUGCUAGCAAUGAAUUAACGACUAUGAAAAAUCCAACCAUCAUGUAUAUGAGGCAAGAAGUAAUUGGAAUUUCAGCUCUGAAGGAAAAAAGUCUAAGACAAUUAGGAUUAAUAGCGGGUAGAGCAGUGCUUCGUUUCCUGGAUAAAACAGAAACAUCACAAGCCAAUGUAUCAUCUGUUUAUCGUGCCAAACCAGAAAAAGCUAAAAGAGAAGAUGUGACCACAGAGGAGCCUAUGAUUAAAAAUAUCCAAGAACAUUCAGGUACAAGUAGGGAGAGUCAACAAUUAAAUGAACACAAAGCACCUAAAGACAAAGACAUAAAACCAAUUGAUCCAGUGAAACUGUACAAGUCUAUAAAAAUGCAGCAACAGCAAAAAAUCAUUACAAAAAAUGAUAAUAAAUCCGAUAAAAAUAGUAGUGAAAAAAUCGCAGAUACUGUAAGCAGGGAGUCAGUCAAAGCAACAAGCUCUAAACGAAAUGUAGAGACCAAAGCACAAAAAAAAAUUGAAACACAGGAAGAACUUGAACGGCGCCUUAAAAUAGAAGAGGAAGUCACUUUUGUUGGGUCUCAAAAAGCAAUUGCAUUUAUGCAACCCGAAGAAACUCGGGACGAAUUAUCAGACCUUCCUGAUGAUUUUUAUGAAUUGAGUAUAGAAGAAGUACGGAAAAUUUACCAUGAAUUGCAACAAAAGCGAAUUGAGUUUGAGAAUACACCACUUUUAACUUCAACAAAAAGAGAGGAACUCGAAAAGCAGGUAUCACAACAAAAAAUUAACACCUAUAAACAUGUUGUAGUACGGAUACAAUUUCCAGAUAAUAUUAUAUUGCAAGGGGUUUUUACACCUACUGAUACAAUAAGAGACGUUAACAAUUUUGUUAAGUUACAUUUACAAAAUCAAGAUAAAGAAUUUCAAAUAUUCACUACGCCCCUAAAGGAAAGUUUAGAUCCAGAUACAACUCUACUAGACGCUAAAUACGUCCCCUGUGUACAUAUGCAUUUUAGAUGGUUAGAAGAAAACUCCGGACAACCAUAUCUUAAAGAUGAUAUAUACUUAAAACAAACUUCAAGUGAUGCCGCUAGUAUUUUAGCAUCCAAAUACAGAGCACCUACAAGGCGAAAACUGGAAGAUACCCCAAGUUGUUCAAACAAUAAAACUUCCACAUCAAAAGAGAGUAAGUUACCAAAAUGGUUUAAAAAAUAGAGUCUUAACAACUUAUCUGCUACACCAAAAAGUUAACAACAUGUGAACAUUUAUCAAAUUUUGGAUUACAGGAAAUUUUCAAAUCUAGUUAUUAUUUAUUCAACAUUUAUAUAGUACAU